GUGAAAGAGACGGGGAUCGUUCCGCGGAAGCAUUAUAAUUCAUUUUGUUCGGAUUUCUCUUAUCAAGACAGAAAUCUGUUUUUGCACCAUUUAGUCCUUUAUGCCUAAUGUGGAUGCAAAGAAAGAUGCGCGCGUUGGACAGAUGGAGCUCUGUGCGGAUGUAUUUGUUUUUCGUGCUGCUGGAGUGUGACUGGGAAGCUGCGAGCGGCCAGCUCUCUUAUUCGGUGGCGGAGGAGGUGAAUGUGGGGACUUUUGUGGGAAAUAUUGCCAAGGAUUUAAGCUUGAAUAUUCUGGAUUUGGAGUCCCGCAUGUUUCAGAUCGUUGCAGGAACGAAAAGGAAGUACUUUGAGGUAAACCUAAAGACUGGCGUCCUCUUUGUUAAUGAGAGAAUAGAUCGAGAGGAACUGUGUGGAGAUGAAGUCAAAUGUUCACUCAGUGUAGAAGCUGUCAUUAACAAUCCAUUAAAAUUACACCGUAUUGAAAUUAUAAUAUUAGAUGUAAAUGACAAUUAUCCAUUGUUUUCUAGUCAUGUAGAGGUUCUUAACAUAAGUGAGACUACACCAAUAGGAUCAAAAUUUCCUCUGCACCCUGCUCACGACGCAGACGUAGCUAAAAAUAAUGUCAAUUCAUACAAGCUCAGCCCAAAUGAACACUUUUCUCUUGACGUACAAAGAGGCGAUAGUGUGACUCCUGAGUUAGUGCUUCAGAGGCUGUUAGACCGAGAAAAACAGGCCAUCAUCAUCCUCACGUUGACUGCUAUUGAUGGAGGAACACCACCAAAAUCAGGCACAAUGACUAUUGUUGUGAAUGUACUCGACAUUAAUGAUAAUAUUCCAAUAUUUAGUCAAAGUCUCUACAAAGUUAGUCUACAUGAGAACGUUGAGAUUGGCACAUCAAUAAUAACAUUAAACGCUACUGAUUUAGAUGCGGGGCAAAAUGGAUUAGUGUUCUACUCUUUUAAUGCAGGCGGGAGAGAGAAGCAAACGAAUAUGUUCUCUAUUGAUGAAAAAACAGGGACAGUAACAAAUAAGGAAAACAUUGACUUUGAACAAACAAAUGCAUUUGAACUUCGAGUACGAGCCAGUGACGGAGGGGGUUCUCCCUUAACUUCUCAUGCCAAAUUGCUAAUAGAAGUUUUAGAUGUCAAUGACAACGCCCCAGAAAUUUCAGUGACAUCUUUAUUGAGCUCAGUGAAAGAAGAUGCAACGAUUGGCACGGCCAUUGCCAUUGUCUCUGUGUUAGACAAAGAUUCUGGUAAAAAUGGUUUGGUGAACUGUAAAAUUGAUACAGAUGUGCCUUUCAAACUUGAGUCAAAUUACAAGAACUCCUAUUCUUUGGUUGUUGGUGGUCCUCUUGACAGAGAGAGCAUAUCUGUUUACAAUAUUAGCAUUAUUGCGAUGGAUGAAGGUUCUCCACCUCUAUCCAGCACAAGUGUUAUAAAUGUGCAUAUCUCAGAUGUUAAUGACAAUGCACCUCACUUCUCAGAGCCUCUCAUUAAUGUUUAUAUUAGAGAAAAUAGUCAACCAGGGGCAGUAAUACAUCGAGUGACUGCACUGGAUAAUGACAUUGAUCAAAAUGGGCAUGUGACUUACUCAUUUUCACCAAGUAGGACUCAGUCUGUGCCAAUAACUACGAUGAUAAACAUCAAUGCAGAGAGUGGAGACGUUGUGAGUUUGCAAUCUUUUGACUAUGAGAAGUUAAAGACAUUUCAGUUUAAAGUCCAGGCCACAGACUCUGGUGUUCCUCCACUCAGUAGCAACGUGACUGUCAACGUUUUUAUCCUGGAUGAGAAUGACAACAGUCCGACCAUUUUGGCUCCCUAUUCUGAGCAUGGCUCCGUCAACAGUGAGAGCAUCCCCUAUUCUGCUGAGGCGGGCUACUUUGUGGCCAAGAUCAGGGCAGUGGAUGCAGACUCUGGCUACAAUGCGCUGCUCUCCUAUCACCUGUCUGAGCCCAAAAGCAACAACAACCUCUUCCGGAUCGGAACCAGCACCGGGGAGAUUCGCACCAAGAGGCGAAUGAGUGACAAUGACCUGAAAAGUCACCCUUUGGUGGUGUCGGUGUGUGAUAACGGAGAAGCCCCCCUGUCAGCGACUGUGUCUCUUGAUGUGGUGGUGCUUGAAAGCACAGCUGACAUCCACCACACUCAGUUCAGACACGUGCCCAUCAAGGAAGAGAGUUUCUCCGACUUGCACUUGUACCUGCUCAUCGCCAUUGUGGCUGUGUCGCUGGUCUUUCUGCUCAGCUUGGUCACUUUAGUGGCCUUCAGAUGCCAUAGACAGACAGACGGACAUUUCGACAGGUACAGCGCCCCGAUGAUCACCACCCACCCUGAUGGGAGCUGGUCUUACUCCAAAGCGACUCAGCAGUACGACGUGUGCUUCAGCUCAGACACGCUCAAGAGUGACAUGGUGGUUUUUCCCACACCCUUUCCGCCUGUAGAAGCAGAACUGAUCAGUAUUAAUGGAGGGGACACCUUUACCAGGACUCAAACUCUUCCUAACACUGAAAAGGUAGGAUAAACGUUUGUUUGUACUUUCCGAAUUGCUUUAUUAUGUCACUCUAGUCUUCACUCAAAA
Syngnathus typhle (broad-nosed pipefish) is the source of this 2579-nucleotide messenger RNA. RefSeq names its product protocadherin alpha-8-like. Gene Ontology annotation, molecular function: calcium ion binding. Gene Ontology annotation, biological process: homophilic cell-cell adhesion. The coding region runs from base 108 to 2522 and encodes 804 amino acids. The record is from RefSeq and is a predicted model, not a curated record. Gene Ontology annotation, cellular component: plasma membrane. Lineage: Eukaryota; Metazoa; Chordata; Actinopteri; Syngnathiformes; Syngnathidae. The transcript has a single exon.